AACGCCCUGUGCACGGUGUCCCUGGGCAUGUUCUUGUCAUGGGACACCCGUGCGUCCAGGUGGCUGCACGGUGUGUGCUGGUGAACAGCAACAGUGGUGCCCACGCCUGCGCACUGGAAGAGAAAGUCCUCCUUUGCUAUCCAUGGUGUGCUCUCAGGCACUCCAUCAGAGCCCUCCCAGCCUCAGGCUUUGCACUUUUACUUCCCCCCCUUUGUGACCGUUCCCUCUUCUCAGAGGCACACCAAAAAUAAGGUUGCCACAGCAAAAGCAUGAGCAAAAAGAGGUGAGAACUCCACCACAAAAUUUGCAGUAGUGCUGUUUUAGCAUGUUUGGAUGAGUGUCUGAACACGCGAUAUGUCAACUCUGAAAAAUUAUCACCAAGAUGCUUCAGCUGUAGCGUGAGCAGAGAAAUAGACCAAAUGUGGCAACAAGUAUCUGUUGGAUGUGAAGUGGGAGUUGAAAUGAGAAGGAAAGACAGGAGUUGUGGUUGUGUUAGGGAUGUAUGUUUAUGUGCAGCUCAGGGGUGUAUAAAAACGUAUUAAAUGCCAUAAUGGAAGCCGGGGAGGCCACAGUGUUAGACUGCGUAGAUCUAAGCCUCUUUUUUUUUUUCAUUGGGAGGGAGCUUUUCUUAUUCAAAACAGCCCCACAAAAGACUUCCAGUGAGCCUUGCCACAUCCCCAUCUGACUUGGGGCCAUUCAUCAGCCUUCCAAGCCUAUCAAUGACAUGUCCCCAUCAGGGCUCCUAUAAAAUCAGCCCCUUUCCCAUGAAACAUCAGCAAACAUUUUGACGGGUCUGGCUUUCCCCCCGCUGGAUUUCUGGACUCUCUGCUCCCCCCCACCCCGUUCUCCCUUAUUCCCACCUCCCCCCUUUGCUCUGCCAUCACCACCCCUCUCUGGGCGAACCUCAGAUCCUCAACAUCUCCUGUGACGGGCAGUGGUCACGGAAACACUGAGCGAGUCAAGGGGAGAGCCGCCGAGGAGGGUGAAACGUGCACUAAGCCAUUUUCUUGGAGGAGCCAGUGUCGUUGAUGGGAAGAGGAUGCAUUGCGGGCUGCUGGAGGAGCCUGAUAUGGAUUCCACAGAGAGUUGGAUUGAAAGAUGCCUCAACGAGAGCGAGAGUAAGCGAUACUCCAGCCACACGUCUCUGGGGAACAUGUCCAACGAUGAACAUGAAGAAAAAGAAAAUAACAGAGCCUCUAAACCACAUUCAACACCAGCGACUCUGGAAUGGCUAGAGGAGAACUAUGAGAUAGCCGAAGGUGUGUGUAUCCCCCGAAGUGCCCUCUACAUGCAUUACCUAGACUUCAGCGAGAAGCACGACACACAGCCUGUGAAUGCAGCGAGCUUCGGAAAGAUCAUAAGGCAGCAGUUUCCAGCACUAACCACCAGAAGACUGGGGACGAGAGGCCAGUCGAAGUACCACUACUACGGGAUAGCUGUGAAGGAGACCUCUCAGUAUUAUGAUGUGAUGUACUCCAAAAAGGGAGCGGCGUGGGUGAACGAGACUGGGAAGAAAGAGGUCACGAAGCAGACAGUGGCAUAUUCACCGCGCUCCAAACUGGGGACGCUCCUGCCAGAGUUUCCAAAUGUCAAAGACCUAAAUUUGCCUGCCAGCCUGCCAGAAGAGAGGGUGUCAACCUUCAUCAUGAUGUACAGAACGCACUGUCAGAGGAUACUGGAUACUGUUAUUCGAGCCAACUUUGAUGAGGUCCAGAGUUUCCUGCUGCACUUCUGGCAGGGCAUGCCGCCCCACAUGCUCCCUGUCCUCGGCUCCCCCACGGUGGUGAACAUCGUUGGAGUUUGUGAUUCCAUCCUCUACAAGGCCAUCUCUGGAGUGCUGAUGCCCACCGUCCUGCAGGCACUGCCUGAUAGUUUGACUCAAGUCAUUCGAAAAUUUGCCAAACAGCUCGAUGAGUGGCUUAAAAUAGCACUUCAUGACCUUCCUGAAAACCUGAGAAAUAUCAAAUUUGAAUUGUCGAGGAGAUUUUCUCAGAUUCUGAAGCGGCAAACAUCAUUAAACCAUCUAUGCCAGGCAUCGAGGACCGUGAUAAACAGUGCAGACAUCACCUUUCAAAUGCUGGAGGACUGGAGGAAUGUGGACUUGAACAGCAUCACCAAGCAGACACUUUACACCAUGGAGGACUCACAGGAGGAGCACAGGCAGCUUAUUAUCCACUUAUAUCAGGAGUUUGACCGUCUACUGGAGGAGCAGUCUCCGAUCGAGGCCUACAUCGAGUGGCUGGACUCGAUGGUGGACCGCUGUGUUGUCAAGGUGGCAGGGAAGAGGCCCGACAUCCGGGACAUGACCCUCCACAGUGCACCCAGUUUUGGGUCCUUCCACUUGAUCCAUCUCAUGUUUGAUGAUUACGUGCUUUACCUGCUGGAGUCUCUGCACUGCCAGGAGAGGGCCAAUGAGCUCAUGAGGGCCAUGAAGGGUGAGGGCAGCACAGCAGAGAGAGAGGAGGAGUUAACGCUGACAGAAACCACUCCUGCUUCUCCAUCUCCAGAAUCCUACUCUCCCGCUCGGUCAGUCCACUCUGUGGGCGUCUCCUCGAACAGCUCCCCCACAGCCGCCGUGUCCCCGGAGUACACCUCAGUCACAGCCAGCACAGGCGCUGUUCAGUCAUAUACCUGGUCCCUUACAUACACAGUGACAACAGGCGGCUCAGCUCCAGAGGCCGGACAGCAGCUGCCCUGUAUGAGGAGCAGUGCUCCAGUCCCCCCUCCAUCUUCAGCCCAUCGGAUGCCAGUCUACAGCCACAGAGAGGAGCAUGGGUAUACUGGUAGCUACAACUGUCCUCACUCCAUCCAGAGCCAGUACUCAAGUCUGGCCCAUGAGCCAGCAAUCCCAGCCCCCCUCCACUACACAGCCUACCGCUCAUCUGCACAGUACCAGCUCAACGGCCAGAUGUCUCGCAUGGAGCCGUGCUUGAUGGGCAGCACUCCGCGGUUGCACCCCACACCUGUCGCCCCCCGGUGGCCAGAUGUGUCACCAGCUAACAGCUGUUACACCAGCCCACCUAUGCAUUCAACCCGCUAUGCCACCUCUGGGGACAUGUACUCUCCCCUGGGCCCACGCAGGAACUCAGAGUAUGAACACUCGCAGCAUUUCCCUGGCUUUGCAUACAUCAACGGAGAGGCCACCACAGGCUGGGCGAAAUAGCCUUUAAACGCUGAUCUGGACAGCCGUGUACAAACUCCAGGCCUGCCAAACUGGUGAAUGCAAAGUCUGAACACUUGCAGUUAAGUACAUCAAAAAAGGAGGAGCAGAGAGGGGAGGGUACCAAUGCAAGAUAACAGGAACACAAUAUGGAUGUACUGAUAUUUUUAAAAAGUCUCAUUAUAGUACAUCAAUCACUCUGAUGAUUGUGGUGUAAUUUGUUAAAAAUUUCUUCAGCAACUGAUUGAAGAAGAUAUAAAGAAUCGCGCAGAUUGUCAAAACUUGCAGAAAAAUCAUUUUAAGAGUGCAAUGCUGCUGCCAAGCUGUGCCUUUGUUUUUAGGAAUGUACACCUCUGCCAGUUUCCCUUGUCAGUCUCACAAGUCAGUGCACAGAUCACCCCACCAACCAACAGUCAGUAGUCAGCGGCUGAAGGAUCAGUGUACUUUAAGCUGUCACUGACAUCAGUACAAUCUCAGCAACACUGCUGCCUUCUCUUUUUGCUCAGCACUGUGCAGCAUUUUGUCAUGGGCCUGUUGCAGCAGAUAAAUCUUGUCUGCCACAGAGUGAUGAUGACCUGUACUGCCUUAACAUUCUCCUGGGAGACCACAAACAGUGGCACAAAGCCAAAACAUCAUAAGUGACAGUUAUAGACUCAUGAAAGACUUUGGUCAAUGUGUUAAGGUGUCUUCAUCUUGGAUAGCCUUUUUAACGGUUGAAUGCUGUGACUCAAAAACAACUGUACGAGUGUAUUUUGUUGCAAGCUUUUCUGCUGUUUUCCUGUGACAUCAAACAUAGAUAUAUAUAUAAAUAAAUAAAUAUAUGUACAUAGUAUGUAUUUUCUGUAACUUUGUAACAUGGUGUAUCCUUUAUUUUCUAUGUUACUAUGUUCUCUGUUUUGUAUGGUUAGUAAAGGACGCAUUAACCUAGGGUUGUGUGUUUUAUAAUGCACUCAAAGCUACUGAGGACCUAUUACCCUAUGGGUAUUUAUAAAAAUGGAAAAUAUCAAAGUGUACAGUAACAUGAAGUCUAGUCACUUUUCUGUAAAUAAAAGCACUGAAAACCGUCUGUCGUGACUGUUAAACGUUCACAGUUGAAACUGAUGUGUAUGUGGGAAAAAUGUUGCCACAUAAAUAAUUUCACAAUCU
This is a messenger RNA of Monopterus albus (swamp eel), 4306 nucleotides long. RefSeq names its product regulatory factor X, 4 (gene rfx4). Gene Ontology annotation, biological process: regulation of transcription by RNA polymerase II. Lineage: Eukaryota; Metazoa; Chordata; Actinopteri; Synbranchiformes; Synbranchidae. The record is from RefSeq and is a predicted model, not a curated record. Gene Ontology annotation, molecular function: RNA polymerase II cis-regulatory region sequence-specific DNA binding; DNA-binding transcription factor activity, RNA polymerase II-specific.